Messenger RNA from Spirodela intermedia, 8053 nucleotides. Lineage: Eukaryota; Viridiplantae; Streptophyta; Magnoliopsida; Alismatales; Araceae. The record is from the annotation of a GenBank genome assembly.
AUGUCGGUAGCGUCGUGUUCCUCGUCGGGGGCAGGUGGCCCGGCCCAGGUUGUGAGGGUGAAGAGGGAGCUUCUGAUCGCGUGCAUGACGUGCCCCCUCUGCCACAAGCUUCUCCGAGACGCCACCACCAUCUCGGAGUGCCUCCACACAUGUGAAUCUCCUCUCUUCCUCUCGCGUCCGCCUUCUCCGCGUGGUUAUCUGCUCCCUCGUGGGGAUUUGGGUCUGGUUUCCUUCGUGUCGUUUCCCUGAAAAACUCUUCGCAUCGUCCCUGGUGUGUGUUUAUUUGUUGAAUCUUGGCUUUCUCGUGUCGUUCGUUCUUGUUCGGUGUGGGCUCGUCUUUGAGAGUGAUUGGGUGUUGAUUGUACCGACGAAUUUUGUAAAAAGCUUGCUCGAAGACAAUGUUUCUCUUGGGCCUUGUUAUUUAUAUCUCUGUGGUUGAUAUAUAUUUGAAGGAGCGGGCAUCGUUCUUCUCUGAUUCCUCCGUAGUCUCUCGUAACUGCUCGUUGUGGUGUCACGUGUGAAGAAACCAGGGAAAGUUGAUACCUUUGGUGGGUCGGUGGAGUAUUUUAAAGCUUCUUAGAGAAAUCUGCCUCCACGGAUGAGAUGAGCAAAAGGUUGCCGUCGGUAAACGCAGUUAUUAUCUACACUCCACGGACAGCCUGGACUCUUAGCAAUAUUUCAAAUUCGUCAUGCAGAGCAGAUAGCGUUGAUUUCUGGAUUUCAUUGAAUGGUCUGAUGUUUUUCCAUCUUGCUAGCUUUGAAGUGAUCUAGUCUGGCUUUAUACAUCGAGGUGGAGUUGGGAGAGUGUUUCAUGAUCAAACGGAGAUUAAUCUUAAAAAAAAAGGAAGUUGUAAUUCAGGAUUGCCAUAUUUCAUGCUCUCAUAGCUACUGUAGAUGAAUGCCUUGCAUCUACAGUAAAUAUAUUGUCAGCACAAUUUCCUAGCUUCCAACUUUAUGACUCAGUUUACAGAAGGGUUCAAGUGUUACUGUCAUCCUCAGCAUGGAGAGGAAGUGGCUGUUUAUUAAUUGUUAAUAAUGUACUCUUUGUCUUAUGUUAUUUGAAGUAUAUCUAAAAGGUUCAUGUGAAGCAUUCAAAAGUAGCAUUGAUGUAAUGUUUUUCAAGUAAUCUGAGACAGCCUCUUUAAUGUCGUUGAAAAGAGGCAGCAUCAGUCUCCCGGUUUCAAAAUGAUCUGAAUUUGCUAAUCUUGUUGACUUUGACACCAUGAAUAUAGGUGAUUUCAAGAAACUUGAGUAAUUUAUUCCAAUGGCAUUGUUGAACCUGACGAGUUGAUUUGACGACAGUAAUCUUGGAGUUUUUAUCUUGACUUGUGCUGAUUUUGUGUACGAGUUUUAAGCUAGUAAAUGCAGAUUUUAGAAACUCAAACUGGGUUAAAGAUGAAGCCAAUAUUAUAGCCUUUGAUCUCUGAAAGUAUGAACCAAACUGUGUGUAAAAUAAUUUAUUAUACGUGCAGAAAUUCAGUCUUGAAUAUAUGACCUUAGGAUUGAGAAUAUUGUGUUAAGACAUUGAGGUCAAAAUUUAAUUCAAAAUACACAGAGUUGACAUGUAUAUUCAAAACUGUCCAUGAUUUGAAGAAAUUCCAACAACCAACCAAUAUGUGUUGACAUCUUCAAGGAAAGCGUUGGCAAUCCAUAAACAAGUGCUAAUACCAAAAAUGUAGGAAGCCGGAAAAAUAGAAGCAUAAUCACAUAAUAUUUAUGAUUAUUUUUUGAAUGGCCUAAGGCUUUCUUGAGUCAAGGCCUACCCUCAUUUCAUACCUAUAAAGAAUUGACGAUUGUGAGAAAAACCCUAGAAGAAUAUCAGGACUUAAUAACCGAAACUUUCAAUUUCAACUCUCUCUCUCUCUCUCUUCCCUCUCUAUGUGUGUGUCUGGUGCACAAUUUGAGUUCAAUUUUUUUUGGCACAUUCAAGGUCUAACUAACAUUGAAAAAGCUUUUGAUGUACUUGAAUUAUCUUAUAUAUCAAUCUUGAACUUUUUUAGAUGGUUUUACAAAUUGUCUAUUUAAUUAUCGUUGUUUCUAGUGAUAUAUGAGGGAAUUUUCUUUUGAACAAGACGGUCCGCAUUAUGAAAAUUGGUUACGUUUUUCGGACGCUGACUUAGAUAUUAGUUAACUUCAUGGGAUUCCAGGGGGCAGCUUGAGGAUUAAAGCAGGUUUGAGGUUGACAGAAUCACUAUAAAUCGUAUGCUCAUAUAGUUUCUUCUCUCCUCGUACAGAUUUAUUUCUUGUGGGCGAUUUGUUCUCUUAUUAUUCACCUCAGUCUAUUAGCAUGGCUCCCACAAAGAGCAGUAUACACCACCAGUUAAAGCAGUGGUGUUAAAAAAUCUAUUUAUUUAAACUCAUAAUCCAGGUUAUUUCUUUAUCUACUGAACGCAGGAAAAAAAUUAGUUAUGUCUAUCCCAUCGUGAGAAUACAGGAGUCAUCAUGCUUCUCAAUUUUUUUCCUCUAUAUGUAUAAAGAUCUUUUAUGGAGACACCUUUAAAGGACAAAGGAGGAUGCCCAAUGGUGAACCAGACACACAUGCUGUUUUAUUCGCUUCUCCCUUCAAACUUCCAUGCUCCAAGCGUAGAAUUUGCCUCCACAGAAUUUAAAACAUUCGGAUCCGUAUCAUUACCUCCACAUAAUUUAUCGCCUUGAAAGCAGGGGGAGUCCAAAAAUCAGUUUUGAAUCACAUUCUCACUUAAAAAUUCCUCAUGGAUCAAUACAUGUGCAAAUGAGAAAUUAGUUUUAUGCCAAAUAUUGAUCAUUUUGCAUGAGCUUAUAGUGUAAAAUUUUCCUUAGCACUUUCAAUGGUUCUGUGGUAAGGCAUAUCUUUAGUAUGAAAUAGGAGCCUUAUCAUGCGCACCCUUAAAAAAAUCUAAGAUCAGCAAAAUAUGUGUUUUCUUAGUAAAUAAUUUCUUGAUUCUGAGUUUCAUCUGUGAUCUUUGAACGUGUUUGAGUUUGAGGUAUUGUAAAUAACUAAAUAAAUAUUCUAUAUAACCACAUUGUACAUGUCACUUAUCCAUUUUUUUGUAUCAGUUUGCAGAAAAUGUAUUUAUGAGAAACUUACAGAUGAAGAGCUGGAUUCCUGCCCAAUAUGCAGCACUGAUCUGGGUUGCACCCCCAUUGAAAAGCUCAGGUCACAAGCCUCAUGAACUAAAUUUAUUGAGAUUUUUGAAAUGUGUCUUUGAUUUGAGUUUAUCAAUCCUAAAGUUUACUUGCUACGACUUCAGUUCUAGCUUCUCAUCUCUACGCCAGCAUUAACUGUUUUCAAAAUGCUAUAUGAUUUUGUUGGUAUUUCAAAAAAAUAUUAUAUUUUUUAAUUUUAUUUAUUUAAUUUUAAAAUAACAAUUUCGAUGUUUUUAUUUUCCUUUUUUCUGUCACAUUCUUGCCCUAGCAAACCUCCUUUAUGUGAUUCCUGCCACUAACAACCUGGCCACUUAUUUUACAGAACAGUUUCUAGUACAAUAGACUUUAAGAAGUUAUCACCGUAUCAUGCUAACUACAGGGUCAGACACAGCUUAGGUUUCUUGUGGGGAUAUUCCUGUCUAUGACCCUCCUCAGACACAGCUGCAUUCACUAGCGUGUCCCCAUUGAAAGUUUCAGGCUCAUGUUGACUCGGUUUUUUAUAUCUCAAUUAGAAUGGUUACCCUAAGUACAGUCCAUAUUGCCCUCCAGUUAAAUAGUGUGUGCAUCGAAUGUGGACGUUUUGUGUUAUUGUCUAGCCUCUUGGAGACACAAUGCUAGAAUUCGGUGAGUAUGUGAACCAAGUUUCUCUUCAUAUGAGAAAGUUAUGCUGUUCUUGGCCAGCAGGUAUGCAAAGCUAGCCUGAGUUUCAUGUGUUUCGCACCCCAUAACGACAUAAAGUGAGGAACUUUAAGGCAGACCUUUACUGAAUCAUUUUUACUGAAUCUUAAGAAGGGAUACAAGCAACCAUAUAACCAUGUAUCCUCUCUUUCCAUCUUUUUAUGGGUCGCUCACAGUGAAGGUUAAAAAGAAAGCAUCGGUGAUUCUCUAUAUUUAUGGAAAGUUCCAUGUGAAGUCUACGUUGUGCUUUCUUUAUACUGAAAAAUAGUGCCAGAGCUCUCCUCCCGUGGUUUUCACCUCUCGAUGGUUCUGGCUCAGUUUGUUAUGCUAUAUGAAAUGUUAAAGGUUUCUUGAGAUGUUGGCUUGAGAAUGGCACUUGGAAAGGAGCCAGUUUAAUGUAGAAGAAUAUAUCAGGGGGAAUUGAACUAAGCUACGGUCACGCCUUAAACUGAAAUGACAAAAAGUCUUUUGGAAUAUUCUUUUUUUCAUUCCAGAUUGAAGAAAAAGGUCUUAAAAUGGCAAUGACUGUCUGCCACAGGUGGCAGGAAGUUGGUUCCUAGAAAGUUAUUGACAAGAUCUCAGCUUUUGGGAACGUUGAAAGUAUAGCAGCUGCAGGGGAUUACAUGUGAGUGCCAUUUAAGAUAUUUUUGGUGUGUAGAAGAAAACUGACCCGAGCACUUGCUAAGAGGUAAGUUAUCAUGCGCGUGCGGAUUUAUGGGGACGAUGAAGAUACGUAAAAGUCUUUGGAAAGAGCUUGUGAAAAGGGCAUAAAUUAUUCUUGCCGAAUAUAAGCAUGAUAUUUUAUAGAACUGGACGGGUUUAAGUCCAUGAGCUGAAUCAGUUGAGAUUUGCUGUAUAAUAUUGAUCACAAUGAUGAUGUUUCAUUUUUCAUAUGUUUUGUUUUUUAUUUUUUCUGUAUAAGAGAUGUGAAGUGUUAUUUGAAGUGUUAAAGAUGGAAUUUCAUCCGCUUUCCAAGAAAAGUUCACAUUUUCCUCAGUGGCUCUUUAACCUCAACGCACUUAAUAUGCAUCAAUGGGAACUGAAGAAAAUGGUUUGAAGAUGGUUUAUUGUCAUUCUCCAUUCAUGCGUAUUGCUUCUGAUGAACUCUCUGUUGGAUAUUUUAUUCUGCAUUUCAUUGGUACAUAGAUCAUGUGAUUUCACAUUUGAUGUGCACAGGCCUGAUCACAACAUUCAAGAUGUGAGGUCCAAGAUUUUUCCUUUCAAAAGGAGAAAGGUGGAGGCUCCAGAACUCGUCCCUUCCAUUUCGUUGCCCAUAAGAAGAAAGGAGAGAUCGCUUUCUUCAUUGGUGGUCAAUACGCCCCGUGUGGCAACACAGAGUGGCUUAACACGGAGGAGAACAAAAGCAGCAGGUAGAAAGGCUGCUGCUUUGAGAGGAUUAGAUAUUGAUGAACCAAUAAAAAAGGAAGAUGAUGCAGAGGACUGCCCAGCAACAUCAGGCUUUGCUGAGACUCUUGACAAGAUUUCACAAAAUAUAAGACAGGUAAAGCAAAUGGCACAAGAACAACCCGAAAUUUCCCUCUUGGUACUCUCACAUUCAAUCUUGGUGACAUUCGCUGUAUACUUGUGAGUGGAUGCAGAAUAAUUUCAACGCAGGGACGUCAAACCAUGCAUCUAAUAAAAAUGCAGAGAAUGGUGAGGAACCUUCGGCGGAUAAGACGGAACUCUGGAAGCCUUUAAAUUGUUUAGUUGAAGCCGCCAAUAGGACGAAGACUCUCAAUUCCAGUGACCAGGGUUCUGUUGCCAAAACUGAACAAAUUAAUUUCACUGAAAUUGAAGAAAAUGCUGCUCCAAGAAAUAAGGCCAGGGAGCACCUACAAAAGCCCAAAAUGCUGGAUGACAAGAAUAGCAAUUAUCACACAACAGUAUUAAGUAAAACUCGAAGAGUGAAUGGCGCUGGUCGCAAAAGAGCCGCUGCUUCAAGGGAGCUUGAAACCUCAGCUCAAGCAUCACUUUGUGGCACAAGCGUUAAACGGGAAAGGGAGACUAACCCAAUAUGGUUCUCGUUGAUUUCUGCCCCAGACCGGUGAGAAAUAGCUACGAUUUAUUUGCCAUGAAAGAAUGCAAUCCUGCUUGGUUAUGAACAGGUGGUUUUAUUCUCAUCUAAAUUUUUCAGGGAAGGAGAUGCCCAGCUGCCUCAGUUAUCUUCAUCUUACCUGAGAAUAAAGUAAGUUUUUUUCUCGCUGACAUUCAUGUCAAGUUGUUUGUUGCUGGUAAUCCGGUAAUCAGUCCUUUUGUCAUGUUAUGGUAGCCUUCUAGCUCCAAAAUUUGAGGGAUGCUAGCAUGUCUUCUACACUGCAUCUGAUAGUUAAAUUCUCUUCCCAUCUUUGGUCAAUGGUGUCUACAGACUCAUCAUGUUGGACAUAAACUGAGAGAAUUUAAAUGCCAGGAAAAUUCUCAUCCACCGACCCUGUUGCCUCAAGCUUCAUUCUGUGUCCAAGUCCUUUUUAUUGCCGAUUUUAUUGUAAGCAUGGUUAAUAUUUAUUAAUAUCUUCUAUUUUAUGUGAUGUUUUUUAUUUCUUUUCGGUUGACUGAUCAUGAUGGAACCCCAAAGUUUUGAUUCCUUGAAUUCAAUGUCGCAUUAAUGAGAUAAUGUCUCAUUCCCUAUUCGCCAUCAUCUCCUAUGUAAAACCAGGUCAUUUCCAAAUAAUCCCACAUUUUUUCUCUAUGAGUAAGAAUUGUCGACUUAAUGCCUAUCUUCACUGUUCUCAGUUCCCUUUAAUUUUCUACCCAUCUUCCAUUUCUCAGGAAAAAACCAAGAGGGGGGGCAAUGAGUGCUUGAUCAGAGAGAGAAUGGGGAUCUUAUGUGGGAUGCUUUUGUGUAAAUUCUAUUCUAUCCUAUGAGCUUAAUCUUGGAUCAUCAGGUGCAAAGGGCAAGCAAGUUUUAAGUCUGAGAUAUCCUGCAUUUUCUAUCCCGGGUGCGACAAACCCUCAAACCGAAGCUCUGAUCGACCAUAUAUCGUUGAAAAUUUAAUCCGUCACUAAUAACUAGCAUUUGGCAGAAAUCUGGCCAUUGAUGCAGUCAAUAAUUGGUUUUUUAGCAUAGCCGCAUCUGACCUGGAACAGUCUUCUGAUUUACAUCAUAAAUUUCUGGUAGACAUUUCAAAAUUUUAUGAUCGUAUAUAAAUAUGAUUAAAUGAACCAGGCAUUGCAUUAUUUGAAAUUAUGCUGGCGUAAAUCCCCAGGAGUUUGAACGCAAUACUACGUCGUACAUCUGCUCGGACACAGAACCAAACAAAAAAUAAGUUCGUGGGAUUGGCAGUGAUUACGGAGUUUCCUGUCAAUUCUGCACAAAGCUUUCAGUUUUGGAAAUUUUCCCGAGGAUCUGGUUGAAAUAGUAAGAAGCUCCAGUGGGCUUUUCAUAUCGCCUUCUAGGAAGAGAAACACUUCGUCGGAUCAUUCUAGUUUGCAUCAUGGAACUGCAGAGUCUAGUUUGCCACAACCCUAUUUUUAUUUUACUUGCCCUACUUCGGUAGCUGGUUAAUAUUUUGUACCCACUUAAUACCUUAUGCAUUCGCAUGUUUUAAUCACUUUCUUAAUCUGCGAAUUAUAUUUUUGGCUACAGGGAUGGCACCCUACCGGUUCUACUAAUCCAAAAAUACCUUGCCAAGAAGCUUGAUCUUGCCAGCGAGACAGAGGUAAACAUUCAUACUCGUAUGGUUUGCAUGAUGUUUUUAUGAGACCAAGAUUCUCAAGCGAUGCAGUUAACCUUUGAUGCGCCCGCCACCACCACCCCCCCCCCUCUCCCCCUCUCUCAAGGCACUCAUACCCGUAUGAUUCGCAACAUGUUUGGAACAAAAGAAAUUAUUUUUCCCGGUUUUUUUCCACAUUCAUACUCGUAUUCUCAUAAGACCAAGAUUCUUGAGCAUUCAUGCUCGCAUGAUCUCCGAGAUAUUUUGUACAAAAGUAUUGAUUUUUCUCUGUUUUGAACACAAAUAUUGUCAUAUUUCCAUGAGACCUAAGAUUCCCAAAUCCAGUCCAAUCUUCGCAUCUGAACGCCCCUCUCCACUGUGUGUCUCUUCUUACAUCUUCUCUGCUCUUGUUGGGUGGGCAGGUGGAGAUCACAUGUCGAGGGCAAGCUGUGGUGCCAUCGCUGGCCCUGCACAAGCUGGUGGACCUGUGGCUACAUACGGGCUCGUCCCAGAGGGCGGUGGCGUCGGCAGGCUCCUCGGCCGAGAACUUUGUGAUGGUGCUCGGCUACGCCCGCAGAGUCCCCCCCGCCGCCACUUGA